Molecule: messenger RNA, 2146 nt
Organism: Bradysia coprophila
Lineage: Eukaryota; Metazoa; Arthropoda; Insecta; Diptera; Sciaridae
Product: protein DENND6A
Cellular component (GO): recycling endosome
Molecular function (GO): guanyl-nucleotide exchange factor activity
Source: RefSeq, a predicted model, not a curated record
ACAGAUCUAAUUUCAGUAUGAGUGUCAAUCGUGUCAAUUAUUAACAAUUGCCUGGUGUGUGUAUUGUUUUUGUAGAAAGUGUAAAUUAACCCAAAUGCCCGAAUAAAUUCGGACACAAUGGCAACAAAGCAAGUUGCAAAUAUGAAAAAUGAACAUCAGACUCCGCACUCACCCGUCAACGAUCAGCAUAUUUUUCACACAGAGAAAUGGCAACGUUUUUCGGACUGGCUCCAUUGCAUCUGUGUUGUGAACUUCGAUUUGGAAUUGGGACAAGCGAUGGAGGCCAUUUAUCCACCACACGUCAAGCUGGGCGAACAGGAAAAAACCAACAUAUGCUAUCUGGCGUUUCCCGAUUCCAAUUCCGGUUGCAUGGGCGAUACUCUGUUCCAUGUCCGGCUACGAGUGGCUCCAGCAACGGAAAAUACAUUGUUGAAACCGCAACACAUACGUUUCAACAAUCAAUGCAUUCCGGUACAACGAGCUGACGCGGGACAUUAUUGGGGCUUCGUUUAUUUCCGUCAGAUCAAGGACACUCGCCUUCCACGUGGAUAUUUUCAAAAGAGCAUAGUCCUGCUAACCCGACUACCAUUUGUCAAUUUGUAUUACGAAAUCUGCUCGCUGAUAGCUCCACAGUACUUCGAUGACGGUGAACUCGUUUUAGAGUCUGCUUGUGAUAAUAUCUGUCAUUGGCCCGCAUUGGCGGCGGGCGAAUCGCUGACAUUGCAUUUAUUAGGAACGAUUUUUCAAACGGUCAUACCGAAAGUGAAUAGCAAAUCGAAUGGCAAUGCUCAAACGAACAGCGAAUCGAUCGGUACACAACUGUUGGACAAUUCGAUAAAUCAAUUGCCGCCGCAAGUGCUGUCUUCCGUACACGAAAUCGACAUAUUUCGUAGCUUGAGUAGCGUUGUGACACACAUCCAUUUGCUGUGGGAAUUGGUGUUAACCGGCGAACCGAUUGUGGUCAUGGGUUCGUCGCCUACCGAUUGUUCGUUGAUGGUACAGUCACUCAUGAGUCUCAUAGCUCCCAUUGCCUACGCUGCCGAGAGUCGUCCAUACUUUACGAUUCAUGACAGUGAAUUCAAAGAAUUUACACAACAAAAUCAAGGUCCUCCACCCGUCAUAUUGGGCGUUACAAAUCCAUUUUUCGCGAAAACUCUUCAACACUGGCCGCAUACCAUUCGACUGAUAGAGAGCGGCAGUAACCACAAUACAUCGUCAAUCGGGCAAAAUUUACGUAAAGUGAAAAGUUCGUCACGUUUGUUGGAACUGUCGCCUGGCGUUUACACGCAAUACAAAGCCUUCCUACAAAAGGAUAAGUCGGUCAUCAAGAAGGUGAUACUGGGCGUGAAAAUGUCUCGACCGAGUGCAGUACAAUCGUGUUUGUUGCGUCGCCACCUGUUGGAACUGACACAGAGCUUUAUGAUACCGUUGGAACGAUAUAUGGCGUCGUUGAUGCCGCUGCAAAAGGAUAUUUCACCGUUCAAAGCGGCACCGACACCACAUCAAUUCAAGCAGGACGAUUUUCUGGCAACGCUGGAAAAUUCCGGCCCACAGCUGACGUCAAGCUUGAAGGGAGACUGGGUGGGGUUGUACAAACGAUUUUUCCGGUCGCCGAACUUUAAAGGAUGGUACGAGAAUCGGUACAUGGAAUUGACACAGACCUUACAGGCGUUAGCAACGCAAGCUCUGUCGGAUGCGAACCUCAACAAAUGGGUGGAAGGGAAGCAUGAGGUGGAAAUUGUCGACAUGAUUCUAAAACUGCAACAAAAGCUCAAGAUUUGCAACGACAAUUUCGAUCAGCUCAGUCCAACGACAUCAACGAACAAUAAUACGAAGGAGCAAUUGCUCAAGCAUUUAGAAGAUAUGAAACGUUUGUUGCCUGAUGACCUGAAAACUAUACUGAGCAACACAUGAUGGUUGGCUGACGGACGGCAGAGAUGAGCAGUUAGGUAGGAAAUUAAUUGAAAAUUUUUGUAAUUUGUAUGGGAUAACGCUCCUCCGAGUUUUUAUUUUGUUAGAUGAAAUCGAGAUUUUUUUCGCCGUUUGUAGUGAUCGGUUGACGAAUUGAAAUGAAACGUUUUGUGUCGCUCAUUCCGAUUCCGAAUCGACCACCAAACACAAUUAUACUCAGAUACGGUAGUGUCAA